CUCAGCGCGCUGCGUCCGGUCUGAUUAAGCCCGGUGACGUCGCCGUGGUAACACAGACGGUUCUGGAGACGCUCCACCUGGUCCAGGGAAACCAGACCCAGGAUCUGGGUUCUGUGAAACUAAAGUUCUGGGUUCUAUGACCCUCUUUGACCCUCUUUGACCCUCACACUCACUCUGACCAGUGCGACGCAGAUGGUUGUUCUCUGGGAACCCGGUUUGGGUCUCAGAGGGUCCGGUUCCCCCUGUUCCCUGGGAACAUCUUAACAGAAGGGGGCGUGGUUAUCAGACCUGAUUCAUCUUGUUAAUAUGCAGCUGUAACCGAUAAAGUUUUGACUUUUUGUUUGAUUGCUAAAUCGGCCCCGUUUCCACCUGUAGGCUCCCAUAAAAGCUCUGCUUAAGGUAAAGGUGGUUCCUCAGUGUUCCCUCAGCGUUCCCUCAGCGUUCCCUCAAUGUUUCCUCAGCGUUCCCUCAGUGUUCCCUCAGCGUUCCCACUGAGCAGAGGGUGUAAACGUUCCCUUAUUGUUCCCUCAGCGUUCCCUCAGCGUUCCCACUGAGCAGAGGGUGUAAAGUUCCCUCAGUGUUCCCUCAGCGUUCCCUCAGUGUUCCCUCAAUGUUCCCUCAGCGUUCCUAUUAAGCAGAGGGUGUAAAUGUUCCCUCAGCGUUCCCUCAGUGUUCCCUCAGCGUUCCUAUUGAGCAGAGGGUGUAAACGUUCCCUCAGCGUUCCCUCAAUGUUCCCACUGAGCAGACGGUGUAAGUGUUCCCUUAUUGUUCCCUCAGCGUUCCCACUGAGCAGAGGGGGUAAAUGGUUCCGAGGGAAACAUCACGUCUGUUUACGUCAGUAGUCAGAAUAAAACCGGUUCUGUGUUCUGAGGCCGGCGGUGGUCGGGUGAAGCUCACUGGAAAUGAAGUUGUUUUCUGAACGAGGCGGAUGGUUCCUGCUGACCGGUAUGUGGAACCCGUCCAUCUGGACACUGGUUCUGAUCGUGUCAUGAACACAAGUCCAGAGUUUACUGUGAGGGCAGCUCAGGUACUGCUGACUGGACCUGCAGCAGGUGUUCUCUGAUGGGCGGCGCCUUGAAGGGUGGCGUGCUGCUUGUGAACAGCGAGGAUCAAAGCUGGUUCCGGCGCCAGCCGUGUGGACCUGAGGCCCGGAUAGUUAACCUCAGACAUGCUUAUCACCCUGGUAGUUCCCCUGUCAUCCAGCAGAGGGCGCCAUGACACAAGGUACUCUGUGUUCUGAUCCAUUUAGUAGAACAGCUUCAGAGGAGACGGCCCGCUGGUCCUAUGAGCCAGAACAGGGUCCAAAGCCAGCUGAUCAGUUCUCUGGUCUAUCUGGUCUGGGUUCUGAUAACCUGAUCUUCUGUUUGGUCUGUAGCUCCAGUUCUCACAGCCUGGUUCCUAACAAGCUCAGGUUCUGUUGCAUCUGGAGGUGCUGAGGUCCUCUAGGCAAACAAAACCAAACACUAGGACAUCUGACCACACCUGUACCAGAACCGGACUUGGUACCUGAGAAGUCCGGGUUCCCAGUGCAGCUGGUGCCCGUCUGCAGGCGGCGCCCUGGACGGUUCUCCGCUGGACAGCCAGGUUCUUCUGGGUCAGCAGUGGUGUAGAUGCUGGAGGCCAGGCAUGGACCACGUGACUCGGCGCCUUGCUGCAAACCUUCUGCAGGCAGUUUGGGUUUUAUCACCGUCUCCUCUUUGGCCACUCCCCCUUUUAUCAUGUCCAGCUGGACCCGUCGGAACAUGUAGAACCUCCUUCUCCUAGUUUGUGCUAAACGGCAUCUGCUCUCAGCUCCACAUUUCCAUCGCCAGACGAGGAAACAAAGAUCAGAGGUUAGCCUGGCAGCAACGAUCAGCACAAGAUUGUUGGAAACAGAGACCCGUUUGUGUUCUGGUCGGCCCGUUUGCCUCUGAGUCACUGCCUGAGAAUCUGCUGCAUCCCUCCAGACAGAGCUUCAAGUGUCCUGGAAACGUUCCAGGCCCCAUGUUGGGUCCUCCGUCCGGGUCACAUGGUGCGUUGGUACCAAGGUUCUGGUCACAUGGUGCGUUGGUACCAAGGUUCUGGUCACAUGGUGCGUUGGUACCAUGGUUCUGGUCACAUGUUGGGUCCUCCGUCCGGGUCACACGGUGCGUUGGUACCAAGGUUCUGGUCCCAUGUUGGGUCCUCCGUCCGGGUCACACGGUGCGUUGGUACCAUGGUUCUGGUCACAUGGUGCGUUGGUACCAAGGUUCUGGUCACAUGGUGCGUUGGUACCAUGGUUCUGGUCACAUGUUGGGUCCUCCGUCCGGGUCACAUGGUGCGUUGGUACCAAGGUUCUGGUCACAUGGUGCCUUGGUACCAAGGUUCUGGUCACAUGGUGCGUUGGUACCAUGGUUCUGGUCACAUGUUGGGUCCUCCGUCCGGGUCACAUGGUGCGUUGGUACCAAGGUUCUGGUCACAUGGUGCGUUGGUACCAAGGUUCUGGUCACAUGGUGCGUUGGUACCAAGGUUCUGGUCACAUGGUGUGUUGGUACCAAGGUUCUGGUCACAUGGUGCGUUGGUACCAUGGUUCUGGUCACAUGGUGCGUUGGUACCAAGGUUCUGGUCCCAUGUUGGGUCCUCCGUCCGGGUCACACGGUGCGUUGGUACCAUGGUUCUGGUCACAUGGUGCGUUGGUACCAAGGUUCUGGUCACAUGGUGCGUUGGUACCAAGGUUCUGGUCCCAUGUUGGGUCCUCCGUCCGGGUCACAUGGUGCGUUGGUACCAAGGUUCUGGUCACAUGGUGCGUUGGUACCAUGGUUCUGGUCACAUGGUGCGUUGGUACCAUGGUUCUGGUCACAUGGUGCGUUGGUACCAAGGUUCUGGUCACAUGGUGCGUUGGUACCAAGGUUCUGGUCACACGGUGUGUUGGUACCAUGGUUCUGGUCACAUGGUGCGUUGGUACCAAGGUUCUGGUCCCAUGUUGGGUCCUCCGUCCGGGUCACACGGUGCGUUGGUACCAUGGUUCUGGUCACAUGGUGCGUUGGUACCAAGGUUCUGGUCACAUGGUGCGUUGGUACCAAGGUUCUGGUCACAUGUUGGGUCCUCCGUCCGGGUCACACGGUGCGUUGGUACCAUGGUUCUGGUCACAUGGUGCGUUGGUACCAAGGUUCUGGUCACACGGUGUGUUGGUACCAUGGUUCUGGUCACAUGGUGCGUUGGUACCAAGGUUCUGGUCACAUGGUGCGUUGGUACCAAGGUUCUGGUCACAUGUUGGGUCCUCCGUCCGGGUCACAUGGUGCGUUGGUACCAAGGUUCUGGUCACAUGGUGCGUUGGUACCAUGGUUCUGGUCACACGGUGUGUUGGUACCAUGGUUCUGGUCACAUGUUGGGUCCUCCGUCCGGGUCACAUGGUGCGUUGGUACCAAGGUUCUGGUCACAUGGUGCGUUGGUACCAUGGUUCUGGUCACACGGUGCGUUGGUACCAUGGUUCUGGUCACAUGGUGCGUUGGUACCAAGGUUCUGGUCACAUGGUGCGUUGGUACCAUGGUUCUGGUCCCAUGUUGGGUCCUCCGUCCGGGUCACAUGGUGCGUUGGUACCAAGGUUCUGGUCACACGGUGCGUUGGUACCAUGGUUCUGGUCACAUGGUGCGUUGGUACCAUGGUUCUGGUCCCAUGUUGGGUCCUCCGUCCGGGUCACAUGGUGCGUUGGUACCAAGGUUCUGGUCACAUGGUGCGUUGGUACCAUGGUUCUGGUCCCAUGUUGGGUCCUCCGUCCGGGUCACAUGGUGCGUUGGUACCAAGGUUCUGGUCACAUGGUGCGUUGGUACCAAGGUUCUGGUCCCAUGUUGGGUCCUCUGUCCGGGUCACAUGGUGCGUUGGUACCAAAGUUCUGGUCACAUGGUGUGUUGGUACCAAGGUUCUGGUCACAUGCUGCGUUGGUACCAAGGUUCUGGUCACACGGUGCAUUGGUACCAAGGUUCUGGUCACAUGUUGGGUCCUCUGUCUGGGUCACAUGGUGCGUUGGUACCAAGGUUCUGGUCACAUGUUGGGUUCUCUGUCCGGGUCACAUGGUGUGUUGGUACCAAGGUUCUGGUCACAUGGUGCGUUGGUACCAUGGUUCUGGUCACAUGUUGGGUCCUCUGUCUGGGUCACAUGGUGCGUUGGUACCAAGGUUCUGGUCACAUGUUGGGUCCUCUGUCUGGGUCACAUGGUGCGUUGGUACCAAGGUUCUGGUCACAUGUUGGGUUCUCUGUCCGGGUCACAUGGUGUGUUGGUACCAAGGUUCUGGUCACAUGUUGGGUUCUCUGUCCGGGUCACAUGGUGUGUUGGUACCAAGGUUCUGGUCACAUGUUGGGUUCUCUGUCCGGGUCACAUGGUGCGUUGGUACCAAGGUUCUGGUCACAUGGUGCGUUGGUACCAAGGUUCUGGUCACAUGGUGCGUUGGUACCAAGAUUCUGGUCCCAUGGUGUGUUGGUACCAAGGUUCUGGUCCCACGGUGCGUUGGUACCAUGGUUCUGGGUACAGGGUUCUGCUCACAUGACGGGUUCUGUCUU
Fundulus heteroclitus (mummichog) is the source of this 4514-nucleotide messenger RNA. RefSeq lists its product as uncharacterized. The record is from RefSeq and is a predicted model, not a curated record. The transcript is spliced from 4 exons. Lineage: Eukaryota; Metazoa; Chordata; Actinopteri; Cyprinodontiformes; Fundulidae. The coding region runs from base 2009 to 4501 and encodes 830 amino acids.